Messenger RNA from Exophiala mesophila, 4024 nucleotides. RefSeq lists its product as uncharacterized. The transcript is spliced from 2 exons. The coding region runs from base 228 to 3581 and encodes 1117 amino acids. Lineage: Eukaryota; Fungi; Ascomycota; Eurotiomycetes; Chaetothyriales; Herpotrichiellaceae. Gene Ontology annotation, molecular function: ATP hydrolysis activity; ATP binding. The record is from RefSeq and is a predicted model, not a curated record.
UUAAGAUUUCUUUCCAGUCAACAUCCUCUCUCCCUUUCUCUUAUUCUUCAUCUUCAUUCCCUCGCCGCCCUCUCUUACCUUCUCCUCCUCCCUCUCUUCUUCCCUUUUAAACCCCCUCUCCACUCCUUGUUGGCUUUUUUAAACGACGGGCUGUUCGUUUUAUCGAAAUUGCCCAGCGACAUCUCCUCUGUUCUUGACCAGAGACCGCUGCCUGGGUCGUUCAGAGCAUGCCACAUUCUGAAAGCCCUCUUUUGGCACCAGUCAUGGCUGCCCCCGUCGCUGCCUCUAAAUCUUCCUUCUCCGGCGUCUCCCCCACUGUCGAUGAAAUCUCCAGCCUUUUGGUCACCAUUUUCGACGCCAAAGAAGCCCAAACAUCGCUUGACGCCUCUUAUGCCCUCACAAAUCUACUCAUUCAGUCCGUUGGCGUCCGGGGUCUCCUUGCCUACAACCUGAUCCCCGAGAUCAAGAAAGCAGCAGGCAACAAGAAACAAGAUGCCAAAAGACUCGGUGCUAUGUUCAUCGUCGGCGCUAUGUUCGAGCGUUUUCCACGAGAACAGCAUCUGAGCGAGGUCGUCUUUCUGGUUCGUGAUGGCGGACUGCUCAGCAUCGCCCUUGAUGCUCUCGCAGACAAAAACUCCUCCAUUCGCGAAUCUGCCCAGUAUGCCGUCGAUGAGCUGUACAAAAAUCUUGAGUCAGAAUCCCUCGUUAUUGGCAUGUUGCCUGCACUCCAAACAUACCUGUCCAAACCAACUGGCAAAUGGCAAGGUACUGUCGGCGCUUACACACUCAUGGGAAAGAUGGCCGAAAAGGCACAGAUGGGUACUGGCACCAAAGCCGAGGAAGAGGCUAAAGAUGUUUUGAGAGAAUCCAUGGGCAAGACAUUGAAAGAACUGAUUCCCAUUGUCGAGGGUGGCAUGCACGACCUCAAGGCCGAAGUCGCAAAAGUUGCUUUCAAAACCAUGACCUCGCUCACCACUCUUUUGCAGAAUGACGAUGUCGCCCCACGGAUACCGUUGUUGAUUGAUACAAUGAAGAACCCUUCGGCGCAAACUCUGCAAAAAGCGAUUCAUGCGCUAUCUCAAACCACCUUCGUCGCCAUUGUCACUUCUCCAGUCCUUGCACUCCUUACUCCUCUGCUUGAAAGAGCAUUGAACACCCCUUCCACCUCACAGGAGGUUCUCAGGCAGACCGUCGUUGUGGUGGAAAAUUUGACGAAGCUCGUUCACGACCCUGUCGAAGCCAGGACUUUUCUACCCAAAUUGCAGCCCGGUGUUCAAAAGGUCAGGGAUGGCGCCUCAUUGCCAGAGGUCCGCGAGCUGGGUGACCGUGCGGUGAACGUCAUGAAAAAGGCAAUGGGUGACGACAAGGAUGGUGUUACCAAUGGUCAAAUUGCCCCAACAACCACCGACGAUGUCCUCAAGGUCCUCGACAGCCAAAUCCGAGCUCAAGGUGGAAUCCAGAAGGAAGACAGCGCCAUCUGGAAAGAUGGGCAGACGUAUGUCUCCGAGAUGGUCCGAGAAGAUGUCAAUGCUCGCGUCUUUUCUCGAAUUCCUGCUCGAGUGGAACCAUAUCUUGUACAUCUCCUUCCCGAAUCACACCGCUCUGCUGUGGCUGAAGGAGUGCAAAAGUACUUCGUCGAUGAAGAUCACAAGAAAUAUGCCCCUGUCGUGCAAAACCCCGACGAGGUCGAGAUCGUCAACGCAGACUUCUCUCUUGCUUACGGUGGAAUGCUUUUGUUGUCUCACUCCAACCUUCGCCUUGUCAAGGGACGUCGCUAUGGCCUAUGUGGUCGCAACGGUGCUGGAAAAUCAACUCUGAUGCGCAGUAUCGCAGACGGCAAGCUAGAAGGGUUCCCAUCCAAGGACGUCCUUCGAACUUGUUUCGUCGAACACAAUCAAGGCGAAGAUGCAGAGAUCAGUAUCCUAGAGUUUGUUGAGAAGGAUCCCGAAAUUGCCAAGGAAGGUCGCGAAAGAAUUUCUCAGGUUCUCAGCGAGGUCGGCUUUACUGCUGGUCCUGAAGGUCGACAAUCCCACAAGGUUGGUUCUCUUUCUGGAGGAUGGAAGAUGAAGUUGGCUCUGGCACGAGCUAUGUUGAUGCGUGCCGAUGUCCUUCUACUCGACGAGCCUACCAAUCAUCUUGAUGUGGCCAACGUCAAAUGGUUGGAACAGUAUCUCCAGACCCACACCGAAAUCACCUCGCUCAUCGUCUCUCACGACUCAGGAUUCCUCGACGCCGUUUGCACCGACAUCCUGCACUACGAGCAGAAGAAGCUCGUCCACUAUCCUGGGAACCUGGCCGCUUUUGUCAAAGUCAAGCCCGAAGGGAAAAGCUACUACACUCUCUCGGCCACCCAGGUGCAAUUCAAGUUCCCCCCUCCAGGUAUUCUCUCGGGCGUCAAAUCGAACACCAGAGCGAUCAUUCGCAUGUCCAACUGCAGCUUCACAUACCCUGGAUCCUCGAAGCCCAGUUUGCAAGAUGUCUCUUGUCAAUUGACCCUAUCCUCCCGGGUUGCCAUCAUCGGAGCCAAUGGAGCCGGUAAAUCUACUCUCAUCAAGCUUUUGACUGGCGAAACCAUUCCUCAGACCGGAAAGGUGGAGAAGCAUCCCAAUCUGCGAAUUGGUUAUAUCAAGCAACACGCGCUAGAGCAUGUUGAAAUGCACAUGGAAAAGACGCCUAAUCAGUAUCUUCAAUGGCGCUACGCCAAUGGUGACGACCGAGAAGUCUUGAUGAAAGCCACUCGAGUGCUCACAGAUGAGGACAAGGCACAGAUGGAAAAAUGGAUCGACCUAGGUGAUGGUAAGGGUCCUCGACAGAUUGAAAAUCUCAUGGGUCGCCAGAAAUACAAGAAAACGUUCCAGUAUGAGGUCAAGUGGAAGAACAUGCUACCCAAGUUCAACAGCCAGGUUUCACGAGAAACUCUGCUUGAAUGGGGAUUCUCAAAGUUGAUUCAAGAAUUCGACGACCACGAAGCAUCGCGAGAAGGCCUUGGCUACCGAAUCCUGGAGCCCAAGGUGAUUUCGAAACACUUUGAAGACGUCGGACUGGAUCCCGAGAUUGCCAACCACAACGAGAUCUCUGGGUUGAGCGGUGGGCAGAAAGUAAAGGUGGUUCUUGCAGGUGCUAUGUGGAAUAACCCCCAUCUACUGGUCUUGGACGAACCGACCAACUUUUUGGAUCGAGACUCACUUGGAGGUCUAGCAGUGGCGAUCCGAGAUUAUAAAGGAGGUGUGGUGAUGAUCAGUCAUAACGAGGAGUUUGUCGGGGCGUUGUGCCCCGAGCAAUGGCAUGUGGCUGACGGCAGAGUUACCCAUAAGGGUCUGCUGGCGAUCGAUCUUAACAGGUUCGAGGAUUCGAGACCUGGGUCGAGCAACGUCAGCUCCGCCGUGUCAAGUGCCAAUGCUUCGGCGGUCAACUCUGGGGCUGAGGAUAACAGCGAAAUGAAGUUCCGUGCUAAGAAGAAGAAGAAGUUGACGCGUGCGCAAAUGAAGGAACGAGAAGUCAGGCGCAGGCUACGACACAUUGAAUGGCUGAACAGCCCCAAGGGAACUCCCCACCCCCCUGAUACCGACGACGAAGCAUAGAGAGGUUUCAAUACGUCCUUGGAACGAGGGCUGUGGUUAGACGGGUUUACGCAUGACAUAUGAUUGCAUGGAGUCAUGUUUCUUGACACGACCUAGAGCUCUUUGCACGAAGCAUGCAUAGUUGGAUGGCAAUGCAGAAAUGUUGCACGAAUCAUAGAGACGGCGUUGGAUUGGAUUUGCGAGUUGAUUCAGCAGAUGAUUUUCCGCACAAGAUGCGUUGACUGCUUACGGUAGAGUGCGUUUGGUCGUUAGAUUCAGUUAUUAGACAAGGAAAGAUUGGGAUUGGCAUUAGGGCGCCAUAGCAUAUCCAGUUCGAUACCAAAAGAUGGCAUUGGCCUUCAUAGGUCGCCACAUUCUCAGGUGUUGACUCGAGAUCUUGUCUUCCAAGCUGGCCAGAGUAAACAGGGAUAAAAAGUUGAGGGAGUCGAGAACGUUGAUUAUUC